UUCGCGCGCUUUUCUCUUCAUCUUCUUUAAACUGCGCGUAAAAUAACUUGUGGACGUUGCUGAAGGAGGGAAAUAAUAUAUUUAAAGAGCUCAAAAUCCAAGCAUCGCCACGCCAUGGACAUUGACUUCGGCGCGGAGGCGGGGCAGUCCUACCGCACGGUGCAGCUUUCCGCCAAAGAAGUGCUUUCAGCCGGUCGUCGUCAGCAUUAUUGCAACAUGAUGGACUUGCUGGCCAGCAGCUGCAAGAGCUCCGGACUGAUCGGCACCUCCUUCACGGACGACGAACUGGUGGAGUUUUGGCUGUGCGACAUUCUGCCCCUGAUGUUCGAUGCGGACCGCAAGAUCCAGGACUGCGCCGUGGCCGCUCUGGCCGAGGCGCUGGUGGCCCUCGAUGUCUCAUCCAUCCACUCGGCCAGGUGCUGGCCCCAGAUCCGUAGUGAUUUCGUCAACAAGUACACCACACAGAUCGGCGAGAUGCGCGACGCCAAGAACUCCAACUGGCACAAGGUCUGGACACUGCUGGUGCAGAUCAUGGACGAGGAUCUGUUGAGGGGCUGUGUGUACAUCAACAAGUUCCUGGCCCUCGUGGAACUGGGCUUCCGCAAUCCGGACAACGGUGUGCGGUCCGAGGCCUUCCUCUGCUGGCGCGUGCUCAUCAAGAUCUUUGCCGCCUACGAUGAGUUGGCCUCCGUGAAGAGGCUCCGUCUGCUGCUGAUCCCGCUGCGCACCUCGCAGUCGCGCUCCUCGCACGUGAGUGGCAUCAAGCUGCGGGUGUGGUGGUACCUGCUCACCUGCUUGGACCAGGAGCUGCCCAAGUCCUUUGACAGUGCCGUGGAGCACUUCCUGGCCUUCAUGUUCGGCGGAGGACCGCGAAAUCUGCCCACCGGUCUGGCCCACAACUACCAGACGGCCCGGGAGUUGGCCCUGCCCUGCCUGGUGGCCCUAUGGGGCGUGGAGUCCAGUGAACCGCUGCACCGACUGCUCAGGGAGCUGCGUCUGGAGACCUUCGCCCAUCCGUCGCCUCUGAUGAGCAGCGAGGUGCUGCAGCAGCACUGGAAGCCACUUUUGGCCGCCGCCGUGUCCGGAAUGAAGCUGCUCACCGAGAACGACGCCACCGAGGCGGAGCAACUCCUGCUGCAGCUGCUCGUGCGGAACCUGUGCCUGGCCAUGUUCCGGCUGGCAGUGGCCCCCUUCACCGUGGCCUGUUGCGCUGAGAUCGAGCAAAUUUUGAUCGCUGAAAGCGCCUCCGGUGGCCGUGUGGUGAGGGCCCUGUUCAACACCAUUGCUGGGGAGAGCCUGGUGAUGGAGCGUGUGGCCGGAAGUGAUCACCUGGAUGUUCUGGAGGCCUACCUCAAGCUGAUCCUGAAGGCCAGGACAGAAGUGCCAGCCGCCAUCCUGCAGAGGAGCAUUGCGUGCAUCUUCGCCGCCGAUCGCAUUGAGGCGGGCAACCAGAACGAGUUCCGGCUGCUGGGCUCCUUUGCCGAGCACCUGAUGCAGGCCAACGACGAGGAGGACUUCGAGGGUUUCGCCGUGAAGCUGCAGGUGUGGCGACAGGUGUCGCAGGCCCUGUCCAACUACCUGCGCACCAAUGCGCUCGAAUACCGAGUGGCGCAUAAUGCCUCGCUUCUGGACACCUGGUUGCUGUGGCCACUCCAGACAUUGGCCGCUUUUGCCGGACGCCGUGCCAGCAACUCCUUUGAUGGCGCCUUUUGCGAACAGUGGCGCCAGCUACUCAAUGCUGGUCAGAAUGCCGCGGAGAGGAAGAAGUUCCUGGGCGACUUGAAGACCACACUUGCAGACCUGUUCAAGAGCAAGGACGAACCGCUCUUCGCGGAGCUCUUCGAUGCCUACGUGGCCUCCGUGCUCAAGCUUGGCCUCUGCAAGGAGGGGCCGCUGUACAAGGACGUGUUUGCCCUUCUCCAGACCAUCUUUGAGCACCCCUCCUCGCAGCAGAUGCUCGAGGCCUGCCUGAACACCCUGCGCAACUUGGUGCUGGAGCUGCGCCAGAACGAACUAAUGGUGGUUUUUGAUGCCCUGAAGCCCACGUUGUCCGCUGGCAUCCAGUGCUGGGGCAAGAUGAAAUGCGAGGGAGGCUUCCUGGAGGAGUGGAAGCGUGCCAUCCAGGAGAAGUUCCGAAAGCUGCCCAUGAAGAGCAUGGCCAAUCAGCUGAGGGACCUCUUCAAGGGCGACGAUCUCUUCGUGAUCAUCCCCUCGGUGUGGAGCCUGAACCCCGAGAAGCUGACGGAUCGCCAGAAGGAGCGCUUUGCCGAGAAGUCCGACAUUCCGGCUCUGUACAACGACAUGUCGCAGUCGCAGGACUCGGCCUCCAUCAAGCCCUGGACGCCCAAGAAGGUGGUCAUCGCCAGGAGCAAGCAGGGUGAGCUGGCCCUAACCGGCAAGGAUGACAACGAGGAAGUGAUCGACAUCACGGCAAGCGAGGCAUCCGACAAGGACCAAGUUGCAACUGACGCAGCCACCCCAAUCCGCAAGACACCCGGCCGCAAACCCAAAGCCCAAAAGGAAGAGGAGGCCAAGCCGCCAAUGCGUCAGACGCGUAUGCGGGCGGCUCAAAAGGAAACGGAACAGGCGCCGCCCACGCCCACGCCCGACCGCCCACUGAGAUCGCCCAAGAAGGUGCCACCGCCUCCGGUCGCUCAAUCCACAGCAGCUGCCGGCAAGCAGACAAAGACUGCAAAACCCACCCCCGUUGUAGUGGUCGAACAGAGCGAAGAUCUGUUCCCAGAAUUCACCGCCGAGCCUGAGUCGCAACCUGAGCCAGAACCGGUUAGGAAACCCGAAACAGCCACCGAAAUACAGCUUACGCCGCCAGAUGUGCCCGUUCCCGUGGAAGGCGUGCCCUCCACCCAACUGCCCGGGAGCAGCGGCGAAGCUCCUCCUCCUCCCGCCGCUGUUGUUGUGGCUGCCGUGGAAACUUCGCCCAAGAAGCCCAGCACGCGGAUAUGUAACUUGAACUCCCCACCCGAUCGCAAGCAGACAAACAACUCCUCGAGUCCCACGCUGCGGCCCAAGCCCACGGGCCAUUUAACCGGACGCGGUGCCCAGCUGAUCAACAUGAUCCGCAACAAGAAGCUGGACACUGCCGCCGGUUCCCCCUAUGCCGCCAUGUCGACCUCGCGACUGGUCCACCAGGUGACGCCAGCCCGUAUACUCGAUCGCGCCGAGCAGGUGUCCACGCCCACCAGCGAACUCAACGAGCUGACGGGCACGGAGCACACCUCCACGCCGAUCCAGGCACAGCCCUCCAAGGAUCUGCUGACGUUCUCCAAGCGACUGCCCUCGCCCUCGGCCAGUCCCUCGGUGAGCAUCCUGAAGCGGAAGCUGCGGUGCGAGAGCCUGGACGAUGUCACCCUGGACUCGCCGGCGCUGAAGCGCAAGCGGGUGAGCUUCCACGACCCGCCGGUGUCCGUGACCAAGGAGUACCUGCGGGACUCCGAGGAGACGCGCAGCACCCUGAAGCCCAAGCGAUGCCUGCUCAUGGACAAGGUGGCCCAGACCAGCGAAAUGCGCCAGGCGUUGAGGCGACGUGGCCGCCUGGACAGCAUCAUCGAGAUCGAGCGCUUCGCCAGCGAGCAGACGGCCAGGACGGCGACGACGGACAAGACGCUGGACAAGUCGGCGGGCGGAGAAGCUCCCGACGAGGAUGCCUUCACCAGCCUGAAGUGGAACGACACGGCAAACGCGCAGAACAUAAGCCUCACCGAAGAGCCCGUCAAGGCCAUGGAGGUGGAGCCGCUGGCGCCAGAGGUAGCUGCUCAGGAUCUGGCCAUCAUGGAUCCAGAGGCCGCCCUCGGGCUGGUGGUGGAUCAGCUGCCGCUGGAGUCGGUUCUGCAGCGCUAUUUCGACAAGGGUCAACUGAAGAGCGCCGGCACGCUGGCCAAGUUCCUCUCCGCCCAGAUGGGCGCCAACGAGAAGCUGAAAACGAAUGUGCUGGAGACGCUGUCCGAGAAUCACUCCAAGGACUUCCUGGACCACGCUGUGCGCGAGAACCUCUCGUCGGUGGUGUGCGAUCGCCUCAAUCCCAACUCCGUGCUGGAGUACGUCUGCGCCAAGUCCAAGAUCAGCAACAGUUGCCGCAGCGGGCUGCUGGCCCAGGUGCCGGAGAUCCUCAAGAGCGGCCCACGCUCCGACGUCGAGCGAAUGGCCUUCGUGCAGCAGCUGCUGGUGCAGUGCAGCCCCGGCGACGAGCAGCUCCUCGAUCUCAUUGACCUCUUGAUGCGGACGCGUCGCGAGCGGGACGCCAGCACAUCCCAAUCGCAGCACAACAUGCCCAAGGGAUUGCCGUCCACGCUCGGGAGCCCUGACAACGUGGCCGAGACCGCGGCCGACUCCUCUUCCAACCUGUGAAGCCAGAGAUGAAAUAUUGCGUAGUUUGCCAUUGCCCUCUUUUGAGGAUGGGAAAUCGUUUGUAUCUGCUUAGUUUUAGUUAGUUACGUUUACUUUUCAUUAUGGUUUAAGACUUUAUGCCCUUUGGUGUAUUACGUUUCGGCUGCAAGGACUUGCAUCAUUUUACAAUAAACUAUAUUUUAUUUUUAA
Drosophila elegans is the source of this 4554-nucleotide messenger RNA. RefSeq names its product telomere-associated protein RIF1 (gene Rif1). Gene Ontology annotation, cellular component: nucleus. NCBI's taxonomy places the organism in Eukaryota, Metazoa, Arthropoda, Insecta, Diptera, Drosophilidae. The coding region runs from base 115 to 4365 and encodes 1416 amino acids. The record is from RefSeq and is a predicted model, not a curated record. Gene Ontology annotation, biological process: telomere maintenance. The transcript has 4 exons.